ACUGUGUGCGACGAUGACUGGGACAUCCGGGACGCGGACGUCGCCUGCCGCCAGCUGGGCUGCGGCCAUUCCGUGUCGGCCCCCGGCGGGGCCCGCUUUGGCCAGGGCUCGGGGGACAUUCUCCUGGGCGCCGUGCACUGCUCGGGCGGGGAGCCCCACCUGUCCAGCUGCCCCCACAGCGGGUGGUACAACCACGACUGUGGCCACAGGGAAGACGCCGGAGUCGUGUGCUCAGAAUGGCUCACCACAGCCACACCAGAGACAUCUCCCACAUCAGGUAAUUACCCCAUCUUUCCUGACUGGCUUGCUGUGAAGCUCGUGGACGGCUCUGGAAGGUGCUCGGGCCGAGUGGAGGUGUAUCAUGAAGGCGUGUGGUGCACGGUGUGUGACGACCUCUGGGACGAAAAGGAGGCGCAGGUGGUGUGCCGGCAGCUGGGCUGUGGGACGGCCGCCUCGGCGCCCGGAGAGGCCCACUUCGGCCAGGGCCCGGGCCCCAUCCUUCUGGACAAUGUGCAGUGCUCCGGCACCGAGGCCGACCUGGGCCAGUGCUCCCACGCCGGCUGGUUCUCCCACAACUGUGGGCACGGGGAAGACGCUGGCGUCAUCUGCUCGGAUGCUGAGAGCCUGGCACCAUUUCCUGGCGACUGGCCGCAGCUGCAGCUGGUGAACGGGUCGGGGCACUGUGCCGGGCGCCUGGAAGUGUUCUACCUGGGCGAGUGGGGCAGGGUCUGUGACGACAAGUGGGACAUGAACGAGGCAGACGUGGUGUGCCGGCAGCUGGGCUGUGGCCGCGCCCUCGCCGCCCCCGUGGAGGCCAAGUUUGGCGAAGGCGAAGGCCGGUUUCUGCUGGACGACGUGGACUGCACGGGGAGAGAGAGCUUUCUGGGCCAGUGUCCCCACACCGACUGGUCCCUCCAUAACUGCGGCCCAGGAGAGGACGCCAGUGUCGUCUGCUCAGUCCUUCCUGCGGCCAUCUCGACGCCUCGCUCCCCGGUGACUGUGGCGCCUCCCACACCCCCAGGUAGGCCCCACUCGCACCCCACUGCCGCGUCUCUCAGCGCCGCCGCUCUGAGUUUUACCUGGGGUCUACCCAGCAUCGUCCAGCCGCAGAGCACAGGCGCCCUGGCCCAGCCCCUCAGCCUCAUCUUUGUCAACUUCACAACCAUUGCCAACGUCACCAUUAUCACUAUCAUCCUCACCAUUGUUGUCAUCAUCACCUUCGUCACCGCCAUCACGACCACCUGCAUUAUCAUUAUCAUCUUCAUCAUCACCAUCAUCAUCAUCACCAUUGUCAACACCAAGAUCAGCACUGUUAUCAUCCUCAUCACCACCACCAGCAUUAUUUUCAUCAUCUUCAUCACCAUUGUCAUCAUUAUUGCCAUUGUCAACAGCAACAUUAUCAUCAUCUUCACUGUCAUCAACACCAUUGCGCCGCCCAGCCACCAGGCCCCACUCCAGCCUCUGAGCCCGAAGCUGCCACCUCGUCGCACACCCUGGCAGGUGGUGGCCGAUAAAGCCUCCUGUGGCGUGGCAGGAGUCUGCAUGGACGUGAGGCUGGCGAACGGCACGGGGCGGUGCUCAGGCCGACUGGAGGUGCUUCGCCGGGGCACGUGGGGGACCGUGUGCGGUCAUCGCUGGGGCCUGGCCGAGGCCGCUGUCGUGUGCCGCCAGCUGCGGUGCGGCCAGGCCGUGCUGGCCCCCGCGGGGGCCCGCUUUGGGACGGGCUCCGGGCAGGUCCUGCUGGACAGCGUGCGGUGUGUGGGCAGCGAGCGCCACCUGGGGCAGUGUGCGCACAGGGCCGCGGCCGGGCACAACUGCAGGUCCCUGGCGGGCGCCAGCGUCAUCUGCACAGGCGCCGCCCGGCCACCAGGCCCCACUCCAGCCUCCGAGCCCGAAGCUGCCACCUCGUCGCACACCCUGGCAGGUGGGUCCGGCGGUGCCCGGCUCUCAGCCUCCGUGCUGUCCCCCUGCCUGUGCCUGUCCCCUCCGAGCCAGGCAGCCGGGGGUCACGUGUGGGGGCCCUGGGGACGCAGUGCCCGCGGCUCCGGAGCUCGGGGCGGCUCAGCGGCCACCACCUUCCGCACCUUCGGGGGACUGGUGCGGCUGACGGGCGGCAAGGGGAGCUGCGCCGGCCCAGUGGGGCUCUUCUUCCAGGGGUCCUGGGGGACAGUGUGCGACGACCGCUGGGACCUGCCGGCGGCCAACGUGGUCUGCAGGCGGCUGGGAUCUCAGGAGGGGCUGCGCUGGAGUCGGAUGUUCGCUGAGCAGUGGGCCAUGCCGAGUCGCUGGCCACCCUGCAGAGAGACGGGCAGUAGCUCAGACAUCGCGCAACAGCCGUCCCCCCGGACUCUCUCCUGGACUCUCUCCCCCACUGUGGCUUUUACAUGUGAGAGCGCCUGGCUGGCCAUCCUAGGCCGAGCCCUGCUGGGUGCCAGGGCCAAGCACGGGAAAUCUGAUGGAGGAGCCGUGGACUUUGGAAAGCAGAUAGGGGACAAGCAGGACAGAGACAGAUGGGGAAACAAAGGGGCAGAGACGGACAGGCGACUCAGAACCCCUGUCGGGGGCGGGCCGCCAGCUCAGCUUCAAGGGGGAAAUGGGAGCAGUUCCCUCAUCAAACCGACACGAUCAGAACGGCAGACCCCACCGCCAGGGAGCCGCCGGGCAAGUCGGCAGACCCUGGCUGACAGCUCUUCCCGGCAAGGGAACUCGCCGUGUGGCAGCGUCCUCACUAACUCAUCCGGGGCCAUCCGCAACCCCCCGCGGAACGCGAUGCGUGACAACUUCACCUGUGUGUGGGAAAUCAGGGCCAACUCGUCCAAUCACAUCCUGCUGGCCUUCCCGUACCUGAACCUCGACUGCACCAACGAGUACUUCGAGGUCCUGGACGGCCCGCCGUCCUCCGCCGAGUCCCUGGGGAAGAUCUGCUCCGGCUACUACCUCACCUACUCGUCCUCCGCCAGCUCGCUGACCCUCGUGUAUUUCCGAAGCUUCAACAACAUAGGGAAAAACUUUGUCGCUUAUUACUAUUCCGUAGCCAAAGGCGACGGGCCGGAGCUGCGGCUGGUAGGCGGUUCCGGACGGUGCUCCGGGCGCGUGGAGGUCCUCUACCAGGGGGCCUGGGGCACCGUGUGCGACGACCUGUGGGACCUGAGCGAGGCGGAGGUGGUGUGCCGGCAGCUGGCGUGCGGCCGGGCCAUCUCUGCCCUCGGCAAGGCCCACUUUGGCCCCGGCGCUGGCGGCAUCUUCCUGGACAACCUGCAGUGUGCUGGAGUGGAGCGCCACCUGGGCCAGUGCACCCACUCGGGCUGGCGGGAGCACAACUGUGGCCACCACGAGGACGCAGGUGUCAUCUGCUCAGGAUACCUGCGGCUGGUAGGCGGUUCCGGACGGUGCUCCGGGCGCGUGGAGGUCCUCUACCAGGGGGCCUGGGGCACCGUGUGCGACGACCUGUGGGACCUGAGCGAGGCGGAGGUGGUGUGCCGGCAGCUGGCGUGCGGCCGGGCCAUCUCUGCCCUCGGCAAGGCCCACUUUGGCCCCGGCGCUGGCGGCAUCUUCCUGGACAACCUGCAGUGCUCGGGGCUGGAGCGCCACCUGGGCCAGUGCGCCCACUCGGGCUGGCGGGAGCACAACUGUGGCCACCACGAGGACGCAGGUGUCAUCUGCUCAGAUGCGGAAGACCUGCCCUCUCCCACACCUCCAGGAGGAGGCAGUUCCUGUGGAGGGGUCAUCUCCAGCUUCUCUGGCUCGUUUUCCAGUCCACUGUAUCCAGAUAACUACCCAACAGACAUCCAGUGUGUGUGGGAGAUCCAUGUGGACAAAAACUUCCGCAUAGAACUUGUGAUCCCAAGUUUGAAGCUGGAGGACAUCCUUGGGUGUCCCUAUGACUCCGUUGAAAUCUUUGAUGGCCCCAGGAUUGCCUCUCUUUCCAUGGGGAAGUUCUGUGCUUCGGUGGCCGUGAUGUUUUUCUCCUCCUCGGACAUCAUGACAGUGGUAUUCCGGAGCGACUCUAUGAUCACCAACAGCGGCUUCUAUGCUCUGUUCAAUGCUAUUCCACAGAACGAAAGGAGUUCAGAUGACGGGCCGGAGCUGCGGCUGGUAGGCGGUUCUGGACGGUGCUCCGGGCGCGUGGAGGUCCUCUACCAGGGGGUCUGGGGCACCGUGUGCGAUGACCUGUGGGACCUGAACGAGGCGAAGGUGGUGUGCCGGCAGCUGGCGUGCGGAUGGGCCAUUGCUGCCCCAGGACAAGCCCAUUUUGGCCCAGGCUCUGGAGACAUCUUCCUGGACAACAUUCAGUGCUCCGGAAAUGAGAACCACCUUGGACAGUGCCCCAGCUCUGGCUGGUCAGACCACAACUGUGGCCACCACGAGGACGCAGGUGUCAUCUGCUCAGGAGCCCCGCCUUUCGCCCGCAGGCUGGAGGACAUCUACGGUUGCCCUUACGACUUCGUGGAAGUGUUCGACGGGCAGCAAAGAGCCUCGCUGUCCAUGGGCAGGUUUUGUGCAGGGGCAGAGCUCACGUUCUUCUCCUCCUCGAACAUGGUCACCGUGGUGUUCAGAAGUGACGCCAUGAUCACCAACACGGGCUUCUACGCGCUGUUCAACACGGUCCAGCAAGAAGAGCCGGAGAGCGGUGUGUCGCUGAGGCUGGUGAACGGCAGUGACCGCUGCCAGGGCCGCGUGGAGGUGUGGCACGGCGGGGCCUGGGGCACCGUGUGUGACGACAGCUGGGACCUCCUGGACGCCGGGGUGGUGUGCCGGCAGCUGGGCUGUGGCCAGGCCCUGUCGGCCCCCGUGCAGAGCUACUUCCACGGAGGCACCGGCCGCAUCGUGCUGGACGACGUGCAGUGCACCGGGAAGGAGGCGCGGCUGUGGCAGUGUCUGCACAGCGGCUGGUUCUCCCACAACUGCGGGCACCAUGAGGACGCCGGCGUCGUCUGCACCGGUGUGGACGGCAACGCAGACGUGACACAGACAGAUGAAAAUUUCCAGUGUGGCGGUUUGCUCACAAAUCAUUCGGGCUCCUUCUCCAGCCCUUGGUAUCCUAAAAAGUACCCCACAAAUGUGGUGUGUGCCUGGGACAUCCAGGUGGACAGCAGGGCUCACGUGAAGCUGACCCUGGAAGUGCUGGAGAUGGAGAACUUCUACGGCUGUCCCUACGACUUCGUGGAGGUCUUCGACGGCCCGCAGAGCGAAUCUUUCUCCCUGGGGCGGUUCUGUUCCGGCACAACCCCAAUAUUCACCUCCUCCUCGAAUCGUCUGACGGUGAUCUUCCACAGCGACAACAUCAUCACCAACGCCGGCUUUUACGCCUCCUACGAGUCUCUCCUACAGGAUGAGAACGACACGGACGUGGCCCUCCGGCUGACGGGCGGUGGCCACCCGUGCGAGGGCCGCGUGGAGCUGCGCCGCAGUGGCUCCUGGGGCACCGUGUGCGACGACGGCUGGGACCUGCGGGAGGCCCAGGUGGUGUGCCGGCAGCUGGGCUGCGGGGAGGCCCUGGCGGCGCCUGGGCGGGCGCGCUUCCAGCAGGGCCUGGGCCCCAUCGCCCUGGACGACAUGGAGUGUGCCGGCCUCGAGGCGCGGCUGUGGCAGUGUCUGCACAGCGGCUGGUUCUCCCACAACUGCGGGCACCACGAGGACGCCGGGGUCAUCUGCGCAGUCCUCUCGUGGCGCUUCAGCGAGGGCGCCCUCCCGGGAAUUGUCCUGCUCCGUGUCACGGAGCCAGGACCCUUUGCCUCUCAUGCGCGAGAUGUAACCACACACGCAAGGGCCAGCAAAACUGUCCAGAUGGCGGCGAAAGCCUCCCGGCACAAUGCAACGGCCUCAGCUGCUGGGAGCUACCCACCUUCAGUUCCUGCAGCUGCCGAGGCACAAGCACCCGUGUUCCCGCCCACAGGAGGGCAAUUUCACACGACCAUCCGGAAAAACCGAAUCAACACCUCAAACCCCUCGUCAGCACCUUUUGUUGCUGACGAGGAACACGGGACAGGCACCUGCAGCCCCAGCCACUGCCCAGGGGCUCCUCGGAGAGCGAGGGUCCAAGAGGGGGUGAACACGAAUCGGGAUCUGCCCGUCGUCAGGCUGGUGGCCGGGAGGAGCCGCUGCGAGGGCCGCGUGGAGCUGCAGCACCAGGGCGCCUGGGGCCCCGUGUGCGGCGACCUGUGGGGCCUGGGCGCGCCCGGGUGGUUGGGCAGCAUCCUUCUGGACGACGUGCGGUGCCAGGGCAACGAGGCCACCCUGGGCCAGCGCCGGCACCUCGGCCUGUCCGUCCACAACAGCGGCCACCACGAGGACGCCAGGGUCAUCUGCGCAGCCCAGCUCUCCUGCCUGCCACAGAUGUUCCGCGUGGUCAUCGACCGUGGUUACCUCCGGAGGCUCGGCUACUCCUCCUGGGACGUCCAGGUGGGCGACGACCCGUGUCGUCCCCGAGUCACAGGGCGCUACCUGGUCUUCAGCAUCCCCUACGGCCGCUGCGGCACCGUCAGACACGAAAGCCCCAGCUCCCUCAGCUACUCUAACUCCAUCAGAGGCCGGACACGGGGCCACCCUGGCCGAGUGGUUGUGCGGCACAAGGUUCCUCAGCUGAAGUUCGCCUGCAGUGUGGAGGGCCCAGCUGCUGCUAAAAUUGAGCCUGGGGCUCAAGGCCCGGGAGCAGGUGCCAGCUACGACGUGUCCAUAUCCUUCCUGGAGUUGCCCGUGUCCCCGGAUGUGGGGAGCUCGCGACCGUACUAUAGCAGGCCCAGGAAGGAGGUCUUCCUGCAGGCCACACUGCACAGCUCCGACCCCAGCCUGAGGAUCUUCGUGGACACCUGCGUGGCUUCUCCAGAUGCCCAAGACUUUACAACUGUAAAAUACGAUUUGAUCCAGCAAGGAUGCAUCAAAGACAAUACCUAUGUCAACCUCCACUCCCAUCAGAAGAACACAGCCCAGUUCAAGUUCAGCGCCUUCAGCUUCCUCGACAGCUAUGAUGUGGUCUAUGUUCAGUGUAAGGUUGCUGUGUGCAAAGCAGGUGACCGCUCCUCCCGCUGCUCCCAGGGCUGUGUAGGACGGAGUAACAGGGGUUCAGGCCCCAUGGAGUCCACAGAAGAGCAGGCCGAGCACUUAAAAACAGUGGGGCCACUGAAAAUCCACAAAGGGAUGGGUCAGAACAAAGGUCUUGUGUGA
This is a messenger RNA of Condylura cristata (star-nosed mole), 7164 nucleotides long. It is a transcript of the gene DMBT1, whose product is annotated as deleted in malignant brain tumors 1. NCBI's taxonomy places the organism in Eukaryota, Metazoa, Chordata, Mammalia, Eulipotyphla, Talpidae. The transcript has 41 exons. The record is from RefSeq and is a predicted model, not a curated record. The annotation marks the transcript as partial. Gene Ontology annotation, cellular component: membrane.